This is a messenger RNA of Sinocyclocheilus anshuiensis, 501 nucleotides long. RefSeq lists its product as uncharacterized. NCBI's taxonomy places the organism in Eukaryota, Metazoa, Chordata, Actinopteri, Cypriniformes, Cyprinidae. Gene Ontology annotation, cellular component: centrosome. The record is from RefSeq and is a predicted model, not a curated record. The transcript is spliced from 4 exons.
AUGAAAGAAGAAACCUACCCUUCUCCUCUCAGACUUCCUCCGAUCUUGAGGCAAACUUUCAGCAUCACUGGACUCUAUAUUCCAAGGGACAACAGAGUCUCCCUAAAGAGCCAUCAUGAAGAGCAAAGCCAACAGGCUUAUGGAAAGAUGAUUUCCAGUUCUCAGAAUGAAUAUAUCCCUGCAGUCAUUAAGGGACAUCGACACUUUGGCUUUGGUGGAUUAGUGUUGCCUGAGUCUGUCAUCAUUCAGCAAUAUUAUGACCUCACCCUAACCAAGAGGAGUAAUGCUCGACUGAAUGACCAGCUGGUUCCCAAACAAACAGACAUCGACGUGAGGUAAACAUUUUUUAUUGAUGAUAUUCCAAGAGAACAUCCGUACAGCUCCCACAUCUCCCGGUAUCCUGCUAUAUUUCCAUCAUACAGAUCCCCACCAGUAUGGUCUUCCAGUGCUUCUGCUCCUGUUCUUGUGUGGCGGCAUCAUCAGAACCAAAAUAUAAACUAA